CUAAGUGGAAACUAAACCGCAUUUAUAUAUUUGGAUGUUUUAAUCGCCGCCUCAGCGGUUAGCUUCACCAUUGAUUCACGAGGCAGCAUCCGUUAGAAUGGCUAGCUGAGCACAUCAGCGGAUAAGUGGUCCAUCUUCUAAAAUUUGCAUCGAAAUACAUUUAAAAAUGGAGCAUAAUUUUCAGUUUUCCGCUUUUAAGACUUGAUUCGUUGUUUGGGGUCGUGCGUGUAUGGCAUUGGUUUCGUUUUAAGUCUUUAGCUUUAUUUGUACACUUGUGGUGAAAUUAGGACUUGACUGUUUUUGAAUCUUUUUAACCGGUUUACUAAUUUAUAUAUAUCGAUUUCUCUCAAUUAUUAAUAUAUAUAUAUGCAUAUUAUAUUAAUUCAAUUUUUAUUUUUUAUGUUUACACUGCAAGCAUUUUCUAUUUAUUAUAAGAUAAACAACAUAAUCUAAACCACUGACCAGAAAAUUUACUUUUGGAAAUUUGUAGUAAAAAAUAUUAUUGUAUUUUUUAUCGUGGUUUUUCAUUUUUCAUCAUGUUUUAUUUUUUUUUCGGGUUUUCUGCAAGUACUUAAAUAGUUUAUUUUAGGCUGGCUUUAUUUUAUACAAUUGUGAGAUUAAAUGUUAACAUUUCUGCUGUAAAUUAUAUAGAAAAUCAAAUUUUCUCAUACUAUUAUUUUUAUGCACCGUUGCAUUAAAGGUAUUGUAAAUCUCCAUCUGUCCGUCUGGACCUGCUGAAUCCCUCUAUGGGUCACAGGGUUGCUGGAGCCUGUCCCAGCUACUGUUUAUGAAGGCAGGGUACAUAAACCUAAACAGGUCACCAUCCAUGCUGACACUUUAAUGAAAAAAAGAAAGAAUAAUUAUAUCUCAGUGUAUUUCUGUUACUUUAUUAAAGGCUUAAUGGAAAGGAAGAACCUAUCUACUGCAAAUCUACUGAAAAAUCCUCCAAUUGCUAGUGUUAUUUAUUCACUAUUGCAGUACUGUUAUUGUUUUUAGACUGUAUGUUUUUUUAAAACGUGCACUUGAUUUGGGGAUAUUUGCAAGAGGCUUAAAUGGUUUUAAAUGGUCUUUUUGUUUUUUUUAUAUAUUUUGACUUUUUGCUAGAGGUAGAUGUCUAUCGAGAGUGCAACUUUUAAAAUAGCUGUGAUUCAUGGGAAAGAGGUGCUUGAUCUCCUGGUUACCCAACUUAUACAAUGCAAGUCAAAUCUCUGAAAUCUGCAAUCAUUCACUGAUUGAGACGCAAACCAGUAACAUCAAGAAGACCUGAUCCAUAACAGCAGAACUGUGACAAUGGAAACAGCUGUUGAUAUCCCAUCAGGCGAUGAUGACACACAUGACAAAGAUGAAGUGAACGCCAAGGACGGCGCUGAGCCCCCGCAUAAGAAAAACAAGAAGCACAGAAAGCACAAGAGCAAAAAGAAAAAGAGGAGGAGGAAAGGGGAGAAGGAGAGCAGCUCAGAAUCAGGGGCCGAGUCGGACGCAGAACCUCCACCUCCACCAAGACCCGUCAGGACUACUAGAGCCAGUGCCAGAUUGGCAGCAGCUGCAGGAGCUAAAGAACUUGGUGGACAGAAGGAGGAAGGUAAAAAAGAUGCAGAUGGUGUUAACACAGAGGGAGACACAAAGUCUAAAAAACAUAAAAAGCAAGCAGCCAAAAAGAAGAAAAAGAAGAGAAAAAAAGAGGAAAAGCAAGGAAAGAAAUCCCCAUCUCGUUCUCCGUCUGACAGCAGCUCAGCUUCAGGUUCAGAAUCUGACGGGGAGGGCGGUAAAGCGGCCGGGGAUGGUAAACAUUCUCCAGCUGCUGCAACCGACCCUCAAGAAGUGCUGUCUAAAACUGCUUUGAAGGGCAAACAUGAAGAGGAGAAGGCAGCCGACGUUGUCACGCAAAAGCCUGAAUUGCCUGAAGUAAAGAAGGAGGAGAUGACUGAUAUUGAAGUGUAUUCUGUUGGAGCAAAGGAAGGCGACGUCAUCAAAACGGAAAUGGUCGCAAGCUCACCCGCUGAAGGUCACAAUGAGAUAACGCAUACUGAAAUCAUUAAAGCUGAGGUGAGUCUUGGAGAUGGGGUUUUCAGUCACGCCCAGGAGCUACCUGAUAUCAUCCCAAAACAAGAAAGCGCCACUCAGAGAGAAGACCUGACUGUGAAAGCUGAAACCAGUUCAGUUCAAGAAAUAAAGAUGAAAGAGAACGAUUUCUCAAAGUCUCCAUCACCUGUAAAGGGGGUCGAAAUAAAGAAGUCAGAAUCAGGUCCAAGUCGGUCGCCAUCACCGGGUUUAAGAGAAUCUGACGGACAGUCGGCCACUUUGGUAAAGGAACCAUCAGGAACUCGAUCCAGGUCCACAUCAAAAGACAGGCAGUCUUUAAGUCCUCAGAAGAAUCAGCAGCUGUCCCAUUCGAAGUCUCGUUCUCCAUCUCCUACAUCCAAGGGAAAGUCUCCAUCCCCGCCCCUCAAAACUCAGAAGGGAGCCAGCCGUCGAUCCCGAUCUACCUCUCCGACGAAGAAAAAGGUGUCAAAGUCUCCAAGGAAGUCCAGGUCUCCUAAAAGACGCAAGAGCCCCCUGUCGGUUUCACCAAAGCGGCGCAGGAGUUCUUCUCCCAAAAGAAAGGCGUCACGAUCUCCUAAACGUGGAGGGCGCAGGUCUCCCUCUCUGUCUCGCUCUCCUAGAAGACGGCGGAGAUCCGAUUCACGCUCUCGCACAAGGCGCUCCAGGAGCCGCAGUCCCAGACGAAGUGGAGCAGCCGGUAGGCGUUCUCUGUCACGUUCUGUCACCAAACCUCGGCGUUCCCACUCUCGGUCAAGACGGCCCGUCGCCCGCUCCAGAUCCCGAUCAGCCGCAAGGCGAGCUGGAGGACGGCGCUCUAGAAGUCAGUCCUUGUCGAGGCGCAGGAGGUCACCGCCCCCUAGAUCCCGCCGCUCACGGUCGCGCUCAGUCCGCAGGAGUAGGCGGUCUCGGUCACGUUCCAUCGUAAAAUCCAGGCGCAGCCGUCGCUCUAGAUCUCGGAGUGUCCGCAAACGGACCAAAUCCAGAACCCCUCCUUCUCGACGGCGGUCCAAGUCCCGGUCACCGGUCCGAAGGCGUUCCCGAUCCCCAGCGAGAAGAAACCGUGCCUCACCAAGAUCUGCCAAACGUUCAAAGUCCCGAUCUGAUCGGCAGUCCGGCAAAAGAAGGUCCAGAUCUCCUAAAAAGAGCUCAAGGAGAUCAAAGUCUAAAUCUUUGUCAAAAGAAGCAAAAAGAUCUAAAUCCAGGUCCAGAUCGGUAUCAAGUGAUGGAAGGUCUGAGAGCUCGUCCUCGGCCAGGUCCAUAUCCUGUACCCCCGUGGAAAAGAAGAAGUCUCCUCCUCCCACUGAGGAGAAGACGCCUGAAGUUAAAGCGGUUGAAGAAAACGGUGGAGUUUCAGCCACAGAAGGCGAAGUGGCACAGGUUUCCUCAGAAGCUGGCUUGGAACCUCAGGGCGAGAUUUCCUCCGAUAAUUUAGAAGAUCAGGAAAGUCUUUGUAAAACCGUGCCAGUCGCCAGAUCUAGAUCUGCUUCCCGAGACCCAGAACCAGACCCAGAACCAGAUCCAGAACCAGAUCCAGAUCCUGGCCCAGAUGGCCCAGAAGCCUCAGAGGGUUCAGAAAGGUCAAAUGAAGAGGAAGAAUCUCCUGUCAAAACUGCGUCCGGAAGCCAAAGAAGUUCCUCAGGUUCAGUGUCUCCAGAUCGUCAGAAGAAGCAGCUGUCAAAGUCUCCGUCGCCCGCUGACCGCAGGAAGCUUUCUCGGUCACCAUCCAAAACUAGAUCCAGGAAAAAGUCUUCCAGGUCCAAAUCUCUAGUAAAGAAAAGAGAAUCUGUGUCUCCACCACAAAAGAAAAAGCGAAGGUCAAAAUCUCGAAGUCCUGCUCGCAGACGGAGGUCAAAAUCUCGCUCUGCCACACGCCGCAAGCGUUCACGGUCAAAGUCAAGAACAAGAAACCGCCGGUCAAAGUCCCGCUCUCCGGUUCGCAAGAGGAGAUCCCGUUCUCCAAAUGCCAGAGGAAGGAGGAGGUCCAAGUCUACUGACAGAAGUAAACGAUCUCGGAGCCGGUCAGCGGGCCGAAGAAAACGGUCCAGAUCCGGAGACAGGAGCAGGCGGUCCCGGUCUGUAGAUCGCAGACGGCGGUCCAGGUCCAGAGGCCGAGGGAGGCGUCCCGUGUUCCGCAGCCGCUCCUUCGACAGGCGCGACAGAUGGAAGAGGGAGCCGAGCCACUCUCCGGUCCUCAUUCUCCGUAAACAGCGCCGCUCAGGGUCUCGAACGAGACGCAGCACUAGCAAGACUCCUCCUCGCCUCACCGAUCUGGAUAAAGACCAGUUACUGGAGAUAGCCAAGGCUAACGCAGCUGCCAUGUGUGCUAAGGCGGGGGUUCCCAUCCCAGAGAACCUUCGACCAAAAGCCAUCCUUCAGCUCCCCCUGCCCACCCCAUCUCCCACCCCCAUCUCCUUACCCCUACCGUUACCUCUUCCAAUGGGAAUGGGAAUGCCCAGCAUGGGUCCAAUGGGGUUACCGAGCAUUCCAGGGAUGCCUCCCAUGUCAAACAUGACCAUGAGCGCUGCCGUGGCUAGCAUGACCGCGGCCACCAUGACGGCUGCCUUGACUAACAUGGGCGCGCUGGCAGCCAUGCCCCCCCUCGCCCCCCUUCCCUCCAUCACCAACAAGCCUCCCCCUUGCCUCGCCCCCCCGACGGCGUCUUUAAAUAUGGACCACAUUGAAGAAGCAAAGAGGAAGGUCACUCAACAGGCUAACAUACACACCAUCAAAGAGCUCACGGAGAAAUGCAAAAUGAUUUCAAACAGCAAGGAGGAGAUGGCUAUUGCUAAACCCCAUGUCUCAGAUGAUGAAAGCUAAGAAUUUCAGCCCCUUGCCUCAAAGGACCUGAAUGAAGAAGAAAACCGUUGUGCUCCUAAGAGGAGGAGCUGCUUUCCUUUGGUUUUACCCUAUUAGCCUGAUGACUUUCUCGGACUGUAGACUCACCCUAGUUGUUGCAGAUCAUUGUAGGAGCACCUGCAGCAGUCACUGCCCCCCUCUGCUUCCCCAUUUCCUUUGUGUUUUUGUACGUGUGUGUGAGAGACUCGCUGGCUUUCACCUGUGAUACCACUGAGUUUAACUGGACGCACUGAGAUGUGAACAGUACGACUGUACAGUGAGCCUGAAUGCGUGUGUAAAUAGUGAGUUUUACCACCAUCCCCUCAGUGCUGCUCAUCUAAGCAGCUGCAGUUAUAAAGACUGAAUAGGAAACAAACCAAACUAACUAGUUGUUUUGUAUAAGUUCCACGAUUCUCCAAAUUUUUGUUUUACUUUUGUGAUUUCUUACAGGUUGUGUUUUUUGGAAACAGUGUCUUCUGUACUUCCUGUUUUAUGUGUAGUCCCCGCUUUUAUGAAUGAAUAAUGCAAAUCCAGGUGGAGAUCAUUUAGAGGACAUCCUGUAAUUACUCCAAUCGGUGUAAAAGAAAGCGAAUGCAUGACUUUAACGUUUCGAGGGAACUGUACGUGAAGUUUUCGGCAUCAUUAGAUAAGUCUGAAAUUACUGCUGCGGCACCAAGCGGAUCUUUGGUUCUGAUCUAUCAUUUGGGCUUUAAGGGGAUCCAGACUUAAGAUGUAAACAUUUUAGGUUUUACACAAAUAUCAGAACACAUUUAAGUCAUUACAGAUACUAAUAAAUAGAAAGCUUAAGAAUUCAAUUAACAUUUUUUAAAACUAGAAUACAUUUUGAGUAAAUUUAUCAGAAACUAAUUUUUCAGUUCUCCCUGCAAAAAGCCAUCAAAAUGAACUUAAUGAAUUAAGUAUCUGUACUAGUAAUCUCCAAAAGUCUCUGUUUGUGGCAUCACAGAAAAAACUAUUAACAUUUCCACAUGGGGAUGAUUUAUCAAACGGAUGACAGUGUAGCCUCUCAAACACAGAUCUGAGGGUCUUCUCUAAGCUGUCACUGUUAAAUGUUUCACGAUUAGACAAUCAGGUUUUUUUUUUUGGUAUUCGUCCUUUUGAACUAAUGACAUCAGAGACAUGCAGAUCUUAAUCUCGGAGUGAUAAGAGAUGAAAACGCCUGAUGUUUAAAAGGAGAUGCCUAACAAGCUACUUCAUCUAACCUGCAGAUCUAGUCAGUCUCUGCCUUCAUGUGGAGAUCCUUAAAGCCUGGGUUGUUUUAAUCUGAUAAGUGAAGAACAAAGACGAACUUGGUGCUCAUGAGACGGAAGACAUUUCACUCAAAUGUAAUUUUUUUUAAUCUUUCCUUUUGCUCUAUAGGGAAUAUAUUUACAGAUCUAUCCUGCUUUUCUGGGUUUCUUAAACUGUAGAAGAUUCUCUUGAAAUAUUUUGUCAAAAUGUAAUUCUAUUUGCUCCGUUUACCCCUUAUAACUGUUCACUUGAUUUUUUUCUUUUUUUUUUUUUUGAGUUACGCUUCUGCAAUUUUAAUGACAAAAAAACAAAACAAAACAAAUGCGUUUUAGUUUUUUUCAGGGAUGGGGGGGUUGGUCAUUUCAACAUGACGUUGCUUGCUUUGUAUAUAAAUGUGUUGACGAUUAUUAAAAACCUUCGAUCUGUA
This is a messenger RNA of Oryzias melastigma (Indian medaka), 6553 nucleotides long. RefSeq lists its product as uncharacterized. Lineage: Eukaryota; Metazoa; Chordata; Actinopteri; Beloniformes; Adrianichthyidae. The coding region runs from base 1291 to 4860 and encodes 1189 amino acids. The transcript has 10 exons. The record is from RefSeq and is a predicted model, not a curated record. Gene Ontology annotation, biological process: regulation of cell cycle; regulation of mRNA splicing, via spliceosome. Gene Ontology annotation, molecular function: RNA binding.